GAGGCGGGAGGAAAAUCUGGAGCCCGGCUAAACGCUAUCUAAAUGCGCCUUAAAGGAUUAAAAUAGCUUUUUACCAACCAGACGUUUACUUUUCGACUUCUCCUGUGUUUGGUGAAACGCUGUCUGAGUUGGCUUCUUUUACAAAAUCCGGAAAUUAUCGGGCUGAAUAAAGAUGAGCCUGGUGAUUUCUCAACAACAGGCUGACCGACUCCCUGCCACAGUCCAAACAGCUACAGAGAGCGACUCGGACAGUGGGAUGGGAUCUCCAGCAGAGGAGAUGGUGACAGAAACCAACAACAGAGAUGAGCUUCCAGAUUCCGAUGAUGAAGACAUUACAGCUCACAGAAAGCCACGACGUAACGCCAUCAGAGACAGCGACAGCGAAGAAGAGGAUGCAGCUGCAGAGAACAGCACUCACAUGGCUGAAGCACUGGUCUUAUCUGCUUCCAGUGAAGAAGAUAUGGAGACUGUAGAAGUGGGUGAGAGAGCUGGCAAGAAAGAGAAAGGAGUGCAGAGGAGCAAGAGAAUAAGCCGUGCUCCAACUGACAGUGAUGAGAGUGAGCCCGAACAAGGAGAUGUUGAAGAGAAGGAGCAAGAGGACAUGAAGAAUGAGGCAAAAUUAAAGAAGGAUACAAAGAAGAGAGACAAAAGUCAGAGACGUCGCGAGAAAAAGGAGAAGCACAGCAAAGUGGUGGAAAAACUGAAGAAGAGAGACAGGUUUUCUGAAGUGAAUGAGGAAACACCUCAGCGUCAUGCUCUGAAUGAUAGCGGGUGUCUGCUGGGUGAUACAGAACUGUUUGACACUGGUCUGGAUGAUGAGGAUGAGGAAGAGUCUCUGGAGGCCAUCCGAGCUGCGGUGAAGAACAAGAUGAAAAAACAUAAGGAACCUCUCAUGAAUGAAGAAGAAGAAGAAGAGGUGCUGGAGAAACCCCAGCGUGUUGAGAGAAAAGCUGCACGUGCCAGUAAAGAGGCCAUGAAGCAACUCCACAGCGAGUCUCAGAGGCUGAUCAGAGAGUCUACACUUGGUCUGCCCUACCACAUCCCUGAACCUAAGACCCUUGACCAGUUCUUUAAGAAGAGAACCAGGCCUGGGGGUCCCGCCAUGGCACUGUUAAAAUCUACAAAGUACUCAGCCAUGAUGUUGGAGGUGCCAUCAGCUCCUCCACCUCCUGCAAACCCUCCAUGUGAGCCCCCACAGACAUCAACAGACCAGGACUCUUCCCCCCCUUUGGACCAGGCGUCCAUCCAGAUGCAGCCGUUACCCCAACCCACUGCCACCUCGUCCCCACAGCAGGAGAGCCUCAGCCCGGCCAGAGAAGCAACUGCCAGUUCAGAUCCUGACCAGGACUCCGGGCCGAUGCUUUACCUGUCUGAGAGUCUGCAGGAGUCUGUCACAACAGAUGUUAAACCUGCCUCUGGGGAAGAGGUGUCUACUGCAGCAGCUGAGGAAAAUCAAACCAAAGAGUCUGAAUCUGGAGCCCAGCGAGGAGAGCUUGGAGCUGGGACUGCUGCUGAGCCUUCAGCCUCCGAGUGUGGGAGCACUGAUCCGGUGACUGCAGAGCCUUCAGCAGAAAAACCCACAAAACUUAAGAAGGACAAAUUUGCUCGACUGAAAGAGCUUGGAUUAAACCCCCCACCUGUUGCUAAAUUGUGUGCUGAUGAUGGAGCCUUCGUCCAGCUCGAGCCCCCACAGCUAAACCCUGGGUUGGAGGCCCUGAAGGAGCGUUACCUUCGUCACGUCCAGGCACCUGCACAUCCUCAAAGAGAGCAUUCGAUGCAGCUCAACAUCAUCCGCAAAGACAGCACCCCUUCUGGACAGGAAGAGCUGCGUACGGAGUCAGUCACUGUCACUGUUAAAGAUGGUGUGGAUGAGCCUGUGGCCACUAAACCUGGAGAGAAGCUGCUGACUCUGAAACAGCGUCUGCAGCUCGCCAUGGCCCAGCGGAGAAAAGAGGAGAGGGCACGCAAGGCUGAGCUGAAUCGACUUGACAACGAAGACUGUGGAGAAGAAGAGGAGGAGGAAGAAAUGACAGAUGACUCGGAGGAGGAGGAGGGUGUAGAUGACUUACUCAGAGGAGAUGAUGGUGAAGAAGAAGAAAAGCAACUUGAAGAUGAGGAAGAAGGCAGUGUAGCCCAGAGUAUGAGGAGUCCUUCUCCUGUGGCCCUUAACGGUCCUUCACCAUCCCCUGACCUUGUUAACACUGAUGGUACUCUGAUGCUCUUUCCAGGAAACUCCUGUUCUCGCACUGGUGAUGGUCUAAGGAGGCCAGGUCCCUCUGGACAAGACAGCAGUAAUAAGAUGGAGGAUGACUCUCUGUCUCUAAUAAAGGACAACAGCCACAACAGCAGCUUUGAACUUGCAGGAUCUAUGAUCACCUCUUACCAGCCAAUCAACAAUCAGCACUCAACAGGACGGGGCGUGGCCAACUCUAUAUUUCGCUCCCCUUCCCCCUGCCUCUUCAGGCCCAGCUUCCUUGGAUCUGCAUCUAAAAGCUCAGGCAAAUUGUCGGAGCCAUCUUUAUGCCUCCCCGUCGAGGACUCCCAAGACCUUUACGCCCCUCCAUCCCCUGAUACAGAUUCAGGGCCCCUGGGGGGAGUUGCUUCUGGGCCUGGUUUGGGGGGAGAAUCACAAGGCCGCUUUUCUCUGGAAGAUGACGGCCAUUCCCAGUUACUCGACGCAGAUGGCUUCCUCAACGUGGGUCCUCGGCCUGGUGCACCCCCCUCCCACAAGAGGCAGCUGAUCCUGGACAGCCUGGAUGAAAAUGCCAUGGAUGCGAACAUGGGAGAGCUGUUAGGGUUGUGCUCUGGUACUUUCGGGACGGCAAAGAGCAACUCGAAUGAAGCUGGAGGCCUCGGAGCUACACAAGAGGAUGAGUUGCUGGGUCUGUGUUCUGGAGCAUUUCCACCAACACAGGCUAGCGGAGAGCAGUCUGAACCAGAGAAGAGGAAGGAUGAAGAUACUGACAGUUCCAUGGAUCAGCUUCUGGCACUGUGCUCAGGCAAAUUUCCAAGCCCAGGUUCUCCUCAUACGGCUUCACCCGUAAAGAACAGUGAAAAGGAGCCAAAUGAAAAAGAGCAACAAGAAGAGGAGGAGGAUCAGUAUGAGUUUCAAUUUCUAUCAGAUGAAGACAGUCAAAACGCACAAGAGGGGGAGGGGGAUGAGGAUGAUAAUAGUGGAAGUGAAAAUGAGGAAGAGGAGGCUGAGGAGGAAGAAGACAACAAUGAUGUGGAAGAGGAGGAAAUGCAGGGUGUGUUCGCACCUCACAGAACAAAGAAAAAGAAGAAAAUGCGUUUGACCGACUACGUGGACUCCGAGGCUGAGCUGUCAGGCAGCGACGUGGGCAGUGACGAUGACGACGAUGCCGGAGGGAGCGAGUACGAGGAAGAAGACCUUCUGGAAGAGCUUCCAUCUGAUGAAGAGCUGCAGGACCAAGUCAACAAGAUCCACAUGAAGCAGGUCCUGGAUGAUGACAAGCGUCGUUUAAGGUUGUACCAGGAGCGUUAUCUGGCUGAUGGUGACCUGCACUCUGAUGGCCCAGGACGAGCUCGCCGCUUCCGCUGGAAAAACAUAGAUGAUGGUUUUAACACGGACAGAACAGGAGCAGAAGGUGAGGAAGAGGAGGAGGAGGAUGACAUCGAUCAGACUGAAGUCCAGAGGAGGAAGGAGAGACUGGAGAAGGAGCAGUGGCUCAGAGAACAGUCUGAACAGAAAGCUAAGAAAGGGGAAGAUUUGGACGCAGACGAUGAGAAGAUUGGAGAGGAAGAUAGUCGUUUCAUGAAGCUGGCCAAGAAACUAACUGCCAAGACUCUACAGAGGAAAGAACCUCCCGUGGUUCCACAACCAGAGAAGAAGUCAUCGUCUGUGAAUCCCUUCCAGAAACCAGUGCAGCCCUCACAGGUGAGGAGAGGUUCACUCCUGAGUCAGCCUCAGUCCGUCCUUCAGAAGCUGGCUUCGAUCUCAGAGGGAAAUCCUCUGGCUCCCAGGAACAGCCGAGGAUUCUUGUUUCAGACGUUGUCUCCUGAGAAGGACUCAAACUCAGAUGCUCCUCAGAAACAGAUGAAGAAGAGGGGGCCGGUGGAGGCUGUGAACCCAGCAUCUAAAAGGGUCUGCAGGGAGAGCAAACCUGCUGUACCAACAAAAGGACCCCAGAGGAGCAUCUUCAGCUUCCUCGACCACUGACACACUGGUACAUUCACUGACUCCAUCAUCCGUUACCCAUUAUGCCACUGAGCGGGGCCACAAAUCACAGGCCAUACCCAACAUUUCAGGGAUAAAGGAACUAAUAAAAUGGUCAUUUAUGUUUACAUUGCCUUUCACUGCCAACCUCAAGAACACAUUUACAGUUGAACUUGAAUCUUACUACUUACAGUUUCUGCUCCAUACGAUGCCUUCACUGUCUCGUUGUACUUGACUUCAGCUUAACUGCUUGAUGUGUCCAUUUGUGAAUGUCUUAUGUAAAUAAAAUUGAUUUGCUGUUUAAUGGUUAGGGAGUUUUGUAUAAUUGUAUUUGUACGAUUUAAAUUUGUUUAACCUUGUAAA
Molecule: messenger RNA, 4540 nt
Organism: Sphaeramia orbicularis (orbiculate cardinalfish)
Lineage: Eukaryota; Metazoa; Chordata; Actinopteri; Kurtiformes; Apogonidae
Gene: clspn
Product: claspin
Exons: 24
Coding region: 173-4180 (1335 amino acids)
Biological process (GO): mitotic G2 DNA damage checkpoint signaling; mitotic DNA replication checkpoint signaling; activation of protein kinase activity
Molecular function (GO): anaphase-promoting complex binding
Source: RefSeq, a predicted model, not a curated record